Molecule: messenger RNA, 2174 nt
Organism: Petromyzon marinus (sea lamprey)
Lineage: Eukaryota; Metazoa; Chordata; Hyperoartia; Petromyzontiformes; Petromyzontidae
Source: RefSeq, a predicted model, not a curated record
CCACCUGCCAAGCGAGACCCAUCGCACUCCUACAUGACAGCGGGGCGAAGCGAGGCGCGGUUGUGAGCGGCGCUCCUCCGGUCCGGGCGAGGUGAAACCGCGCUCCGAGAGGCGAGACCGGUGCGAAGGCAACGAUUCAGACAACGCGAACAAAACACAACGCAUCUGGUGGGGUUGGCGGGCCAGGACGAGAAGGGAAGAAAGAGGGGGGAGGAAGGAGGGACGCGUUCCGCCGCACGGACGGAGGGCGACACACGCGUCCUCUGCAUAGCAGUCUGCUGCUGCGGCUACGGGGGCGCGGAUCGAGGCGAUCGCCGUGGCCGAACCACCCCGUGUGAGCCAUGAUGAACGCGUACGGCGCUCCCUAUGUGUACGUGCCCGCGGCGGCCAGCGGCUCGCACCAUCACCACCACGGCCACCACCACGGCCACCACCACCAUCACCAGCAGCAGCAGCAGCACGGCCACCCGACGCACGGCGGAGGGCAGCAUCCGCAGCAGCAGCAGCAGCCGCCUCCGUCGGGCUCGGCACAGCGCCCGCCCCUGCAGCGCACACCCAAGUGCGCUCGGUGUCGCAACCACGGCGUCCUGUCGUGGCUGAAGGGCCACAAACGCUACUGCCGCUUCAAGGACUGCGCAUGCGACAAAUGCAUCCUCAUCGUGGAGCGUCAGCGAGUGAUGGCGGCGCAGGUGGCGCUCAGACGGCAGCAGGCGAGCGAGAGCCCCAGCCGCCUCUUGCCCGAGGGCGGCUACCGUCCCAUUGCGGGCGAUCUCUACGCCGCAAUUGGCGUCGGAGCUUCUCAGACUCCUCAGGCUCAGCACCAGCAGCAGGAGACUCCUGGUGCUGGUGGUGUUGGCGGCACGCGAGGAGCGGGUGGAGGUGAUCAUAACUCCGAAGGGAGCGCGGAGGAGAGAGACUCGAAGAGCGACGUGGAGUGCGGAGGGGAGAGGGCAGAUGACUUCGACCGAAAGAGUGACGACAGCAACUCGAGCGAUGGCGGGGACGAGCUGGUCUCGCGGAAGGGUUCGAGGCACUCCCCCGUCCCGUUGGCUCUGCACGGGACCGCCCGCGCCCUCUCCCUGCCGUGCGCGGGCGACGGCUUCGCGUCUGCCGACGAGUCGAGCGACGUCUCGGAAUCCAAGGGCCCCGGCACGCCGUCGGGGCCCAAGGAGAGGUCGGCGAGCGCCGAGACGCCCUGCGUCGGGGAAGGUCGAACGGCCGCGGCGUCGAUCAGCGAAACGCUCCUGCAGCAGCAUCAUCAUCAUCAUCAGCAGCAGCAGUUCGCGCUCGGAAGUCUGCUGGGCACGUCCGCCCCUUCCAAGACCAACCGACCCCCCAUGGAGCUGCUGACCAAGAUCUUCCCGGGGCACAAGCCCGCCGUGCUGGAGCUCAUCCUCAAGGGCUGCGGCGGCGACCUCGUGAGCGCCAUCGAGGUGCUGCUCUCCAGCCAGAGCGCGGGGACGCACGCCGCGCACGCGGUGCUCUACGACAUGCGGCGCGCCCGGGACGACGCGGCGGCGGCGGUGGCCGCCGCGGAUGGCAAGGCCGCUUUCGCGCUGCCCAACGAUCGGGGGGCCCUGGCCGGGUACCCGGCGCUCUUCUCGGGCUGGUCCAUGGGCUCGGCCUUCAGAGCCCCCAGCUCCUUCCGGCUACAGCCGGCCGCGGUGGCGCGCGGCGGCGGCGGCGGCGGCGGCGGGGCCAGCGGAGGCGGCGGCCUCCUGGGAAGCGUCGGGGUUGGGGCCUCGCCCGCGCACCUUGCCGUGUCGCUCCAGCCGCCCCCCCUGCAGCAGUCGCAGCAGCAGCAGCAGCAGCAGCUGCGCUAUCCGCUGCCUCCGGCCGUGUUCCGCCCGGCGCUGUCGGCCGCGUCGCUGGCUCCGUUCGGCGCGUCCGGAGCGGACGUGGCGCUGUGGGGGAGCGUCAGUCUCGCCGCAGCCCAGAGCCACCACCUGCGGGGGCCCUACGCGACCGUGGGGGGGGCCCUGGGUCCGGGGGGCCCCGGCGCGCUCAUGCGAGGCUACCCCUUCCUGGGGGGGGGGCAGAGCGGGGCGGCCGAGUGCCUCAGGCUGACCCUGAGAGAGCAAGACUCGCCCGACGACGCGUCGGCCGACGGGAGGCCGUCUCCGCCCAACAACGACUCCGCCGUCUUCCUGAGGUCCAUGUCGCCCUCCGAGUAG